Messenger RNA from Amoebophrya sp. A120, 9225 nucleotides. The record is from the annotation of a GenBank genome assembly. NCBI's taxonomy places the organism in Eukaryota, Dinophyceae, Syndiniales, Amoebophryaceae.
CCACAGCCAUCAGUCUAACUAUCCCUUUUCGAAAGCGGAAGCACCGGCGAGCCUCAGUCGUCUUGCUAGAGGCGCUGCAUUGAGGGAGCGAGAGUGUGUAAAGCUGAUAUGUUGGAGUCUCCGAAACAGCCGCGCAUGACGCGGCCCCAGCAGGGCGGCGGUCAGCACGGCGCUCACACCAUCGCCGGGACGAGCACAACGAGUGCAACAGGUUUGCAGCAAAUGAAGAAUCCCCGUCCAGUGCUCGCCAACACGCCACCCCUGAAAGCGCCCAUGGCGUCCGUCAUGCUGUCAGGCGCCAGCGGGGCAAGCAGCUCCUCGUCGUCUAGUACAGGAGCAGGUCCGAAACCCAACUACUCGAUGCAAGUCACGCAGCCAGUGCUGCCGCAGCAGGCGAGCCGGAGUAUUUUUGAACGGUCUUACCAGGACUUUCUUUUAUGUACAUCUGAUGAAUCACUUCUAUAAGUAUGUAUGCAUAAUUCGCCGAUGCUGUAAGUUACUUUUCAUUCUCUGUAUCCCACGACCUCUUCCAGAUCUUCUCCAGUUUAAGAUAGCGCCGCCGGGUACCCGAGCAACCUUGCCGCAACCCAGGACGAACGCCUCAUCUGGAAUAAUGAUUUCGAGCGAGGGUGUGGUGAACACCGGUGGAGGACCAUCUUUAAAUGGUCCGAGCUUCCACGGAGGCGAGGGGCCGGGCAAGGUACUUGGCAGCAAGAAUAGAAGCGUGAAGACGCAUCUUGUUCUUGACCGGUUGAUGAUGGGAGGAAAUUGAUGAAACUAUAAUGAAGGAGGACGAGGAGCUCUUUCAAUUUCAUGUGCGUCAGGGGUGUAAAAAUAUAAAUAUGGACGAGGUCUUGUUCCUUUGUGGUACAAAAGUCGUCUAAAAAGCAAAUAACUCAUAUCAGGGUCCCAACACAACCGUGGCCAACAGCCAGCUCGCGGAUUUCCAUCGUGCGAAAAAUCAAGAGAGAGCCAAGCGACAGGAGGAGCUCGUCGCGGGCAUAUUGGUGCCCAGCGUCAACCUCGUUACAACGACUUCUAAUCCACCGCGUGGCGGGGCCGUUUUGCAGAACUUCGGCAGCACGGGAAUCAUCGGAGGUGGUUCAUCUGCCACCGGAACAACGAGACCGACGCAAGCUUUGUCGUCUACUCCGGGCGGUGAAGUUGUAGAGGGAUACACUUCGUACCAUCUUGAUAGCGAAUAUGGCGUUCUCAAAUGUUACAUUCUCAACUGUUACAUAAAUUUGUAAAUGCAAGAACGGCAAAAAUGAAAGGAGGAAGACUGCGCCUUUUGCAUUACAGAUUUGGCACAGAUUUAGAUGCUGUUUAGCCCUUCGGAUAUUUGUCAUGCGAAGCAGCUUAAUCGUGGCGAUCUUGGUGGCAAAUUUGGAUGACAAAUCAUGUAACAGUUGAGAAUGUAACAUUUGAGAACGUCAUAGCGAAGACGCCGAACAGAAUUUUUAUAACACAUCUUCGCAGCUGCACCCACAAAGGCAACCCAGCGGCGGACCGUCGGUCGCCAGAAAGAACUAUAGCAGGGGCGGUCAACACCACCACCAGCGAGCGAAUGCGAAUCAGCCGAACAAGAAGAGCGUCCUGGCACAAGCACUAAAACACGCGGAUCACGGAGAUGAAGGUGCAGCUAUAAAAUGCAAAAAUGUCUGGGUCUGGAAGAUUGCCAGGUUUGUCAUGCAUAUUUUGCAUGUCCAAUGACGCCUGUAAUGCACGCCCUAGCAUCCCAGAUUUUUAGAAGGCUUCCUGAUGCUUAUUCCGCAUGAGAAAUGCCCUCCCCGUGUAGCACAAACUGGACUCCUUUUGCUAGUCAUGCAAGACAGAUUUUUUUGGAAUCCAAAGACAGCAUCACAAGUUACCACCUUCCAGACCCAGACCUUUUUACAUUUGAUAGCAGCUCUGGGUGACCAAGACUUGAACGGAAGUCAGAAUCUGUCCGCGCCAUUGGCGAACGCGCUGAGUGCGUUGAAGAACAAGAAGAUGCUGCGGCCGCCGGCCGGACCGGGUGGCGGAGUUGUUGGUGGCCAAAAUAUGAACGGGACGACACCCGGCGGGGGCGGAGCGACCGGCUCCUCUGCUGCGGGCACGCCUCUUAACAAUCUAGUAGUACCCCACACAGGGCCACAGAACGCGGCGCGACGGGCUAGCUUACGCAGCCAGGAUCGGACAACUCUGCAGUACAAUAGCCGGGAAUCAAGCCUGCAACGUGGUAGUACUCUUGAUAGGAACUACCGUUCUUCGUACGUGAUCAUCAAAAAAUAGACAUACGUAGAGUUGUUAAUAUGCUGCUUCGACGCUCGCGUUUCUUAUUUUUUUCCCUGUGAUCACAGGGCAGUAGGAAGUUGUCAUCCGUUCCUGCACCUGAAAUAUAACUGCUCCCUCGAAACUUCUACACAGGUCGGUCCGACCGUCGAGAGCCCACGGCCUCCCCGGCGCGCCGCGUCCCGAGCAAUCACCACAUGGGCGGAGGAGCCCCCGGCUCUACUGCAACUCGCGAAAACAGCAGAACGCGGCGGCGCGCAACGCCUGUUCGGGGAACAACUACAUCUAACGCGGUCUCAGCGUCUGCGAACACAACCCCUUUGCGCGGUCGGGCUAGUCCAGAGAGGGGAAGCCGACAAGGUGUAUUAAACGGAGCCCGUCAGAGGUCGAACUCGGCAAGUAACAUCUUGCACGGAGCAGGGAACCAAAACCAUACGUCUAGCAGAGGGGUCGCGAGUACCACGGGUUCAUCUUCAUCGUCCUCUACGUCCUUUCACCCGAACGGCCGCGGCGGUAGUACAACUACUUCCGGCGCAACUGGUACUACACUCGUCGCCCCGACGGGGGGCGAACAGACCCUGAUUCUGGACACGCUACGCCAAGAGUUGCAGAGGAAGGCCGAGCAGUGCGAUUGUCUAACGGAAAAGUGCAAGAACCUGGAGCUCGAGGUCGACAAGUUGCGGCUCGAGGCGAGGCAGUCGGUGAAAAAGGUGGAAUUUUUCCGCGUGGAAAACGAAAAACUGCGCGGGCUUUUGAAGAUGGAGACGAGAAGCGGAAAAAUGUUGAACAUCAGCAGCUCGUCCGCUGCCUCGUCCCCGGCGGAACACCAAAGUGUAGUUUCACAGCAAGGAGAUCUUCAGUAUGGAGGUACUAACGAACCAUCGUCGCCACCGACGAAAACGACGGAUGCGGAACUGGCACUACAGGACGAGCAAGCAGUGGUCGGUGCUGGCACGACCACCCGAGAAGAACGUCUCGCCAACAAGCAACAACCCGCAGAUCAUUACACUGUCGACCAAGCGCCAAGUGGUGCCGAAGAAGUUGUAGACCACCUUAUCCAGAGUAAAAACGUCCCCACCCCAUAGUCAAGAUGGGGACUCGGCUAGACAAAUCCACAAGGUUUGGCUGUUUUGCAUGACAAAUUUCGACUUGUAGUGUAGUGCUGUUUGAGCUAUCUGAGCAGCAUCACAGAUCUAGUAUAUCAUGCUGAUUGGAGCAUGACAAAUUCCAAGACACGAAUGGAAAAUGCUUCUCAUGGGGCUCCGCAUGACAAACAUUUUCAGCAUGCAGACUUGCAUGACAACUCUGGGGUGGGGACGUUUUCAAAUUCGAUACACCUUCCCGCGGCCGAGCCAGAGCAGGAGUCCGAUUGGGUUUUCGUCAUCUAUGGCGUUCUCAGCUGUUACACUCUCAACUGUUGCAUGAAUUUGUGAUGCAAGAAUGGCAACAGUCAAAGGGGCAAGGUUGCUGCUUUCGCAUCACAGCUUUGGCACAGAUUUAGAUGCUGUUUAGCCCCCUCUUGCAGAUUUGUCAUGCGAAGCAGCUUGAUCAUCUCGCGGCUUAAGGUAGUCUUGCAUGACAAAUUUAUGUAACGGUUGAGAAUGUCACGUUUGAGAAUGCCAUAUCAUCCAGGGCGUGGAGCAAGCCUCCUCUCCGGGGGAGAAGCGUUACAGCUGCUACCCGGACACGGCUCUGACGAGGACGGAGAAGCUGGGCAUACGGCUGGUCUCUCUCCGUGGCAACCCCAAAACCGUGAAUCAGGACGACUUCCUGCUCGCCAUGCAGAGGAGUCCGAUCGUGACGACUACAACUAUCGGGGAAGGUGGAGACCACGCAGCAACAGGAAGUGCCAACACUCGUGCGGCCACAGCAAGCGCAUCAUCCUCUUCCUCCUCCUCCAGUGGAACAGCAUCUUCGAACAACUGGCUGUCCACCGUGCGGAACGAGGGCUUUAUCGCGCUCUACGCGGUGUUUGACGGGUUCGGCGAAAACGGGAGUACGUGCAGCCGCCACUGCAAGCAAAGGAUGGCGGAGCUGGUGUUUUAUGCAUUGCAAAAGUAUCGCACUCGUACGAAUCGCGUUUAUGCAUUACAAAUUUUCAUCUCACGGCAAAUCCGCAUUACAAAUUCAAUUUGUAAUGCUAACUCAAUUUGUAAUGCAUUUCAUAGUAGAACUAGUACGAAUACAAUGCUUUUGCACAGGAUAUGUUUUCCCACCCUUUGAUUUUCCAGAACCCGCAGGCGGUGUUGGCGGAAGCCUUCGAAAUCGUGCAGGGGGAACUGGUAUGCAAUGAAAAAGCAUCGUACUAGUACUAAUUGCAAAUUCAGGUAUCAAGGUAUCAAGGUAAACUCGCAUUACGAAUUCCAUUUCUAAUGCUGAGGAAAUUUGUAUUGCACUACCAGUACGAUGCUUUUGCAUUGCAUAACUGGGUGCGAUGUCAAGAGGAAGUAGUGGUAGAAACAACGCGAGCGGUGGAGGAGAAGGCGAAGGGUUGCUGAAACUCGGGGACGGUGCGUCUGCGGCGCUGGCACUGCUGCUGCGAUUGAAAGGUAAGUGGUUAGAUAGGACGUCGAUGUUUUUUUUCACACUAGUACCAUUUGAUGAGUAUGGCACGCACAACAUGCUGCUAUUAAGUAAGUACCUCCUGCUGAUGACCACGUGCGGUUUUCCACUCCCCAGGCCAACCUGCGAUGACGCCGAGUAGCGCAGCAAAAAGUCCAACUCCGGCCGAAGAAGAAGAAUCGUGGGUCGUGGUCGGUUCUAUCGGGGAUUCCCGUGUAGUGCUUGCGAGCCGCGAGGAAAGCCAGAGCGAGGGCAGUACCUUUGGUGCGGUGGCGCUUUCCAAGGACCACACGAUAUUGACACACAAGGGGGAAGCACAGAGGCUGAGAAACAACCCAAAAGCCGAAUCGCAGCCGCAGCAGCUGACGCGGUAUUGCGGAAGAUCAAGAGCCGUUUUUUGCAAUGAGAAUUUCAAUUUUAUCACCAGGUCAGAAAUUAUGCUCGUGACGAGGUGGAUGACUGGCACUGGCACCAUUCUAAUAAAAGUUAAAGUUAAUAGAAGUGAGUUUGAUUCUUAAAAAAAGAGAAAGUGACGCUGUGAGACCCAGAAAUCAAUGGAUUCCGCUCGGGCAAGGUCGUUUAAGGUUUCCCGGGAAACCUUCGGCUUAGCUCGUGCUAAAGUGUGUUGCAAUGCAACCGAAAACGCGGCGCGCGCAAGGACUCCGCUGCUGUUUGUUUGCACAACCGCGCCGCGUCUGCGUUGCAGUCUCGUGCGCCCAGAUCGCCACAGUCGGCUGCGGAUUGCGAGCAACCUGGCGGCCCCGGCAAACCGGCGCACAUUUUCGCAGAGGAUCCCGCAGAGGAUUCCGCAGAGGAUUCCAAAAUCCUCUCAGGAAUCCUCUGGCCCAAGUUGAGCCGUCCCCCGCGCCCUUUCCCCGACGGCAGUGCCUCGAUUUCGGGGGAGGAUUCCGCAGAGGAUUCCUGAGAGGAUUCCAAAAUCCUCUCAGGAAUCCUCUGGCCCAAGUUGCGCCGUCUCUCGCGCCCUUUCGCCGACGGCAGUGCCUCGAUUUCGCGGGAGGAUUCCAUAGAGGAUUCCUCAGAGGAUUCCAAAAUCCUCUCAGGAAUCCUCUGGCCCAAGUUGCGCCGUCUUCCGCGCCCUUUCCCCGGCGGCAGUGCCUUGAUUUCGGGGGAGGAUUCCACAGAGGAUUCCGCAGAGGAUUCCACAGAGGAUUCCAAAAUCCUCUCAGGAAUCCUCUGGCCCAAGUUGAGCCGUCUUCCGCGCCCUUUCCCCGGCGGCAGUGCCUCGAUUUCGGGGGAGGAUUCCACAGAGGAUUCCGCAGAGGAUUCCGCCGUGGAUUCCAAAAUCCUCUCAGGAAUCCCGUGGCCCAAGUUGAGCCGUCUUCCGCGCCCUUACCCCGGCGGCACUACCUCGAUUUCGCGAGAGGAUUCCGCAGAGGAUUCUGCAGAGGAUUCCAAAAUCCCCACCCUCAGGAAUCCUCUGGCCCAAGUUGGCCCGUCCCUCGCGCCCUUUCCCCGACGGCACUGCCUCGAUUCCGGGCGCGGAUUCCACAGAGGAUUCCGCAGAGGAUUCCGAAAUCCUCUCGGGAACCCUCUGGCCCAAGUUGAGCCGUCUUCCGCGCCCUUCCCCCGGCGGUAUUGCCUCGAUUUCGGAAGAGGAUUCCUGAGAGGAUUCCAAAAUCCUCUCCGGAAUCCUCCGGCCGGAUUCGCGCCGUCCUUCGCGGUCUUUCCCCGCCGGCACAGCGUCGAUUUCGGGCACCGCGGCAAACCGGCGCACAUUUUGGAAGAUUUUGGAACGCACUCGAGUGCAGGGCAUCGCGGCAAACCGGCGCGCAUUCUCUCGAUUCUCAAGGCCUCGGGUGGUUGUGCGGACGCCUCCUGUUUCUGUGUGGUUGUCGCAUCUCGAUCCUGCUGCUGGUUGUCAACGCGCCGCUUUGACAACCAGCAACACGCUGACAACUUGGAAGAACCAAGCCGAAACAAGAAAUGUGCGCCGGUUUGCCGGUGCCGGUGCCCGUGCCCACCGCCAACGCGGCAAGGGCAAGGACCCCUAAGGCGGGAGCCUCUGGCGCAAGGGCGCACCCGCCCCGGGCUGGCCGGGUGUCCGUCGGGGAGGGAGUGAAACCCCGCGACGCCGGCGCAGUCCGAGGGGCAAGCACGAAUAUCGGAUCCCUCCUGGCAAGGGGAGAUCCCCGGAGGCUGGGGCGAACGCACCGGGGCGAGGGCGGAUCCCCCGAGCUGAGGAGGAUCCCCCCAAAGAAAGUUCGUAGGCUGGACCCCCCGAGGGCGCGCGGAUCCGCGGGAGGCGGGCCGGCCCUCCGGGGCGAGGGCGGAUCCCCCGAAGAACCGGCGGACCCCCCGGGGCGCGGGCGGAUCCCCCGCAGAACAGGCGGAUCCCCGGGGUGCGGGCGGAUCCCCCGGAGAACCGGUGGGCCCCCCGGGCGAAGGCGGAUCCCCCGGGGUGCGGGCGGAGCCCCCGGGGAACGGGCGCAUCCCCCGGGAACGGGCGGAUGCCCGAGGAACAAGCGGAUCCCCUGGGCGAAGGCGGAUCCCCGGUGAGCGGGCGGAUCCCCGGGGAGCGGGCGGAUCCCCGAGUAGCAGGCGGAUCCCCUGGGCGAAGGCGGAUCCCCGGGGAACGGGCGGACGGGACCCCCUGGGCGAAGGCGGAUCCCCGGGGAACGGGCGGACGGGACCCCCUGGGCGAAGGCGGAUCCCCGGGGUGCGGGCGGACCCCCGGGAGCGGGCGGAUCCCCUGAGCGAAGGCGGAUCCCCGGGAGCGGGCGGAUCCCCUGCGCGAAGGCGGAUCCCCGGCGGGCGGAUCCCCUGAGCGAAGGCGGUUCCCCGGGGAAGGGGCGGAUCCCCUGGGCGAACGAAGGCGGAUCCCCGGGGAACGGGCGGAUCCCCUGGGCGAAGGCGGAUCCCCGGGGAACGGGCGGAUCCCCUGGGCGAAGGCGGAUCCCCGGGGAGCGGGCGGAUCCCCGAGUAACAGGCGGAUCCCCGGGGAGCGGGCGGAUCCCCGUGGAGAGGCGGAUCCCCCAAAAAACAAGAGAAAUCGAAAUCACGAUGCUAUGAGUAUUUAUUUUUCGUCAUUCUAAACACAAGAAAACCACGCUGCCGUCGUGUUUCGCUGGUUUGGGUCUCAGAGCGUCAGGGUCUCUAAAAAAAAUGACAGGCACCUCGGACUGCCCGCUGACCUGUCCGUGGUGAAAACGCAGGCUGAAGUAUGGAUUGCAAAAAUGUCUGGGUCUGGAAGAGUGGAACUUGCAAUGCUAAAUCAGAAUCAUGCAAAGAUCUGUGUUGCAUGAGUGCCAAAACCGGUCCACUUUCGACCAAGUUGGGAGGGAAUUCCUCAUGCAGGAUAGGCAUCCUAGAGACCUCGAAGAGUUUGUCAUGCUAGGUACACAAUUCCAGACCUCAUGCGUCAUGGAAAACCUGCAUGACAAGCCCCGACUCUUCCAGACCCAGACAUUUUUGCAGUUGAUAUGAAGUGAACGCGUACAAAAUCAAUCCGGGCCAGGAUCUGCUCUUGAUUCUGGGCACCAAGGGGUUGUGGAACCAGUACAGCAAUUAUGAAAGUGCACAAUUCCCCCUCCUCCUCAUUUGGAUGGCAUCCGGAGCAACACAAGUCCUCGCAUGGAUGUAGCUUUUGCAUGACAAAUUUGCGACUGUUUGUAGUGCUGUUUCGGUUUGUUCGGGAAUCUGUCAUGCAAGCAGUGCCACAGGGCAAAGGGUGGAUUUGGUAUUUUGCAUGACAAAUGAGGGGGAGGGGGAGUUGUGCACUGUCAUAGCAAUUCUGCCUUGGUUUCCGCACUGCUUGCGAACGGGGUGGAUCACCUGCGGACGAGCUGUGAAAAGGCGAAAAUGCUGCAGUCGAGCCAAUCGGGGGACGACGUGACCGCAAUUGCGGUCAGUUUGUAGUUCGUCUUCUGAUAGUACGAUCUUCGCCAAGAAUUCGAACUACACCGGUAGUUUUGUCUGCACAAGCUGUGAAGAUAGUGCUGGAACCAGUUUGUUGCCCCGUCAUUGGUUACUUCUGCUCUUUAGAACAAGUCGUCGGACCGAACAAUCUGUUGCGAAAGCAAGCAGACCGAAGAGAAAUAAUCCGGUGAACAAGAGUAGCCGAUAAAGGUCGAUAUAUCUGUAGCUCGUACAACUAGUACAGACAACUUCUCAAAAAUCUUGCGAGCGCUAAAGCAAAUGCUUUCACACGGGAACAAGCGCUGGACAAUUUACCACAGAAACAAGAAUAGUAUACAUGCAAGGCACUAUAGAGACUUGUCUCAAUCUUCAUUCAUAAACCACUCGACUCAUUUCAAACUUUUGACAAGUACUUAUCGCAGCGCUGCAUCGACGCAGGCAAUGACAACACGGAAGCAGAAGUGCGACUUGCACUUGCCAGUCAAUUUGAUUGAUUCAUCUGACGACUUGGAC